AUUAAUACCCAUAAUUCUAAUUCAUACUCCUGUUUCUUAUCUACAAUUACUACACUAUUACCUGUGAAGUGAUCAAGAUUUUCAUUUCAAUCAAAUUGCAGUAAUAUUACAAGUGGGGCUUAAUCCCCAUUCAUCUGCACGCGGGUUGGUGCGGGCGGGUGAAAAUGCCAAUGGCGGCCGUGGCAUCGUCAUCGCCGAUUGGCUUCAGCCGAGUUUCUGGGCUUCCAAUUUCUUCAUCUUCUGAAAUAAGUGGGCAGACCAAAUUACAUUGUAAUCCCACCAUUACUUUCUCCAAAUCGGAGCUUUUUGGUGGUGCUGUGAGCGUGAAUCUUGGAAACAACAGUGGCAGACGCAGAUUGCCUGCUGCCCAUGUGGUUUCUCCGAAAGCUGUUUCUGAUUCAAACUCUUCUCAGACUUGUCUGGAUCCUGAUGCCAGCACUAGUGUUCUGGGUAUCAUUCUAGGAGGUGGAGCUGGCACGCGGCUAUAUCCACUUACCAAGAAAAGAGCAAAACCUGCUGUCCCUUUGGGUGCAAAUUAUCGGUUAAUUGACAUCCCUGUUAGUAAUUGUUUGAACAGCAACAUAUCCAAGAUCUAUGUACUUACUCAAUUCAACUCUGCCUCUCUUAAUCGUCACUUAUCACGGGCCUAUGCAAGUAAUAUGGGUGGCUAUAAGAAUGAAGGGUUUGUUGAAGUUCUUGCUGCCCAGCAAAGCCCAGAAAAUCCAAACUGGUUCCAGGGUACAGCUGACGCUGUGAGGCAGUACCUAUGGCUUUUUGAAGAACAUGAUGUUCUUGAAUUUCUGGUUCUUGCCGGAGAUCAUUUAUAUCGGAUGGAUUAUGAGAAAUUCAUCCAAGCACACAGAGAAACUGAUGCUGAUAUAACAGUUGCGGCACUGCCAAUGGAUGAAAAACGUGCUACUGCAUUUGGUCUAAUGAAGAUUGAUGAGGAAGGAAGGAUAAUAGAAUUUGCGGAGAAGCCAAAGGGAGAACAACUGAAGGCAAUGAGGGUUGAUACCACAAUUUUAGGUCUUGAUGAUGAGAGAGCAAAGGAAAUGCCUUAUAUUGCAAGUAUGGGUAUUUAUGUUUUCAGUAAGGAAGCGAUGCUGAAUUUAUUACGAGAAAAAUUCCCAGGAGCAAAUGAUUUUGGAAGUGAAGUUAUUCCUGGUGCCACUUCCAUUGGUAUGAGGGUUCAGGCCUAUCUGUACGAUGGUUACUGGGAAGACAUCGGGACCAUUGAAGCAUUCUACAAUGCCAAUUUAGGGAUUACCAAGAAGCCCGUGCCAGAUUUCAGUUUCUAUGACCGAUCCUCUCCAAUCUAUACACAACCGCGUUACUUGCCACCAUCCAAAAUGCUCAAUGCCGAUGUUACCGACAGUGUUAUUGGUGAGGGUUGUGUCAUAAAGAACUGUAAGAUUCACCAUUCUGUAAUUGGUCUCCGAUCAUGCAUCUCGGAGGGUGCAAUCAUUGAAGACACCCUGUUGAUGGGAGCAGACUAUUAUGAGACUGAUGCAGACAGAAAACUCCUAGCAGCGAGAGGUGGCGUUCCAAUUGGUAUUGGCAAGAAUUCCCACAUCAAGCGGGCAAUAAUCGACAAAAAUGCUCGUGUUGGAGAAGACGUGAGGAUCAUCAACAGUGAUAAUGUGCAAGAAGCAGCAAGAGAGACGGAAGGUUACUUCAUCAAGAGUGGCAUUGUCACUGUAAUCAAGGAUGCCUUGAUUCCCAGUGGAACAAUUAUUUGAAGAUGAUGCUGCCCGAGAAGCUCUUGCACGAAGCUGAUCCCUAAACCUCCUCUGCAUCAUCAACUAGAGAAAAAGACGACUUCUCUCCGACCAGGGUGGAUAUCAUCCAAUAAAAUGCACCUAGAUUACGAUGCGGGCAAGAUAUACAAUUAGCAUAUCUUUUAUCAUGAGAGUAUGAGUUGUCUUACAAUGUAAAUGUCAUGAGGUUUUGAUAUUACUUUGAAUAAUCAUUCUAAUUUUAUAUAUAUAGCAUAAUUAGAAAUCA
This is a messenger RNA of Sesamum indicum (sesame), 2004 nucleotides long. RefSeq names its product glucose-1-phosphate adenylyltransferase small subunit, chloroplastic/amyloplastic. Gene Ontology annotation, biological process: glycogen biosynthetic process. The record is from RefSeq and is a predicted model, not a curated record. Gene Ontology annotation, molecular function: glucose-1-phosphate adenylyltransferase activity. Lineage: Eukaryota; Viridiplantae; Streptophyta; Magnoliopsida; Lamiales; Pedaliaceae.